GGCCUUGGGCCUCUUGGACAGGUCUCGGCGACUCGACCUUCCUUUCACGCUGCGUCCGAACUCGUUCUCCGGACGAGAUUCGGGACACGCUGCAAGAUUGUCAGGAUUUGAUCGUCCUGUUCGAUUCCAAGUAUAUUGUUGCGGUGAUUCAGCUGGUGUAUGCGUAUGUGAACGGAAAUCCGCUUCUGAUCAAGAAGGUGUACACAAUUAGAGGAAACGCUUGCAGUCUAUGGGACUAAGUAAUUUUAGGUUAGGGCUUUGAUUCGAGGUCAAUUCACUCCCCUAGAUACAAUGGGAGGAAUCACUGCAGCCUCUGGUGGACGGAAUAUAGACAAUGGAGACCUUCUAUCGCUACAAGCCCGCAUGAAGAAGGAUCCUCCUGGUUACGAGGAAGAGCUUUUGCUACAGCUCAGGCACUUCGACGCCUGCAUCUCAAUUUUGUUGCUACAAGCUCCUGUUCAAGCUCCAACUGGUCCUACUCCAGCCGGUGAGAGUGGCCCAGCCAAGGAGGUAGCGGAUGUUGCAAUGUUUUUGGCCCAUAUGGCCCCGUUCUAUCCUCAACAUCUGAAGGAGUUACCUCAGAAGCUUCUGCAGGUUUUAAGUAAUUAUCAGUCUCUACAACCACAUCUUCGCCGACAAUUAACUCAAUCGCUGAUCCUGCUGCGCAACAGAAAGAAGGUGGAGUUGACUCAGAUACUGCCUAUACUGAUAGAUCUUCAGUGCGUUGGAGACCGGGUGCUACGGAAGCUUGCGUUUUUGCACAUCAUUCAUGACAUCCGAAGAACGAAUCUCAAACAUAAGAAUGAGCAAUUCAACCGGAGCGCGCAGAAUCUUCUUUUCAACAUUUUGAAGGGUGAUGAGGAAGUGAAGGCUAAGAGAGCUUUGGUUGUACUAGCGGAACUUCAUCGGAGAAAAGUGUGGACUGAUGAGCGAACAGCAGACGCAAUCUGCUCAGCGUGCUUGCACAAGUCACCCAGGAUCAUGAUUGCCUCUCUGCGUUUCCUUCUGGGGUACGACCAGGAAAAGGAAGAUCAAGAGGAAGAUGAAUCCAGUGAUGAAGAAGAAGACCCUGCUAAAUUAUCCGUGAACGUGGACCGGGAAUCCAUCUACAAGGCCUACCACAAGGGUACUGUCUCCAGUAAGAGAAAGAAGCAGGCAAAACUUCAAAGAGUAAUCCGAAGUAUGAAGAAGCAGCAACGUACUCAUUCUCGUGAAAUGGAACAAGGUAGCCAUGCGCCGCUACAGCAUGUGGUUGAUCCUCAAGAAUUUGCGGAAAAGCUGUUUGCACGUCUCCGGUCUUGCAAUGAAAAAUUCGAGGUUAAGCUGAUGAUGAUGCAGCUCAUAUCGCGGACGGUGGGUAUCCAUCGCUUGAUAUUGCUGAACUUCUAUCCAUUUCUACAGCGCUAUAUUGAGCCUCACCAGCGGGAUGUAACUUUGGUGCUAGCAGCGGCGGUUCAAGCUUGCCAUGACCUGGUCCCUCCAGACGCAAUCGAGCCUGUGAUUCGACAACUUGUAAAUCAUUUCGUGCAUGACCGCGCUCGUCCCGAGGUGAUAGCUGUGGGUUUGAACGUUGUCCGCGAAAUCUGUAUGCGAGUGCCUCUGAUCAUGACUCCAGAGUUAUUACAAGAUCUUGCACUUUACAAGAAGAAUAGGGAAAAGGCGGUCGCAGCUGCGGCUCGCUCCGUCAUUGCCGUUUACCGGGAGCUCAUGCCGUCUAUGCUGGGGAAGAAGGACAGAGGACGCAAUGCGGACCUCGCCGCGAAGCCUAAAGCUUUUGGUGAGGUCUCAGUAGCUACAGGUGUUCCUGGAGCAGAGCUACUUCUUGAAGACACUGAGAGCGAAAAUGAGGAUGGUGAAGGUAGUGAGGACGAAGAAGAAGAUGAUGAUGACGACGACGAAGGUGUGCUGACUUUGGAAGAGGAAGAAAGCGGAGAUGAGCAAGUAACAAGUGAUCUGGAUGGGGAGGAGGGUGAAGACGAAGAUGAUGAAGAUGAUGAUGAAGAAGGGGAUGAUGAAGAUGACGAGGGAGUUGAACUUACUGGAGAAGAGACUCCAGUUAGAGCCAAGAAGAAGAGGAAAGUUGAAGGUCAGGAGACACCCGGUACUCCUGGGACACCUAUGACACCUGGGACUCCAGGAACUCCUGUAACUCCUAGCACGGGACAAAGUCUUCGAAAUCUGAGAAAGCAAGCGGUCUCAAAAUCCAUUGAUACUUCAGAAAUUAAAAGUAAAGAUGGUGAUGGGAUCCUUUCUAAUGAGGAUUAUGAAAAAAUCCGUGUCAUGAAGUCCAAAAGAGCGGCGAAGGAAGCUUUAUCAGAUCAUGGACUUACCAAGGCUGGAAAGAAGAGGAAAGAAACAUCCGUUAAAUUGACAAAUCCAGAUAAUUUAAGUGGCCGACGAGUGGACCCUGCGGUCUUGGAGGCUCAUGUAAAACGGCGAAUGGAAAAGGAGGAGAGGGUUGCUAUGGUGAAAGCAGGUCGUGAAGACCGCACUCCCUACUCGUCUCGCACAGCCACUAAGCAGAAAAAGACCGGAGGUAUGAGUAACAAACAAAAGAACAAGAGGAAGGCACUACCUCUGGCUGCAGUUCGGUCGAAGGUGGCGAGAAAUGCUGAAAUGAAAAGGAUGAAGGGUCGGGGCAAGAACCAGUUUCGUGGUAAGAAGGCUUGGAAGAGCUAAAUUUGCCUUUUCUGGAGAAGACCAGAAUUGGUUGUUGUAUCUUUACCCAUUUCAUUCUUUAAUAUCAAACAUAUCCCAUGGAGACCGACACAGUUGCUUAUCCAAUUAUGAGGUGAUUGUGUUUCCCU
Marchantia polymorpha subsp. ruderalis is the source of this 2807-nucleotide messenger RNA. The record is from the annotation of a GenBank genome assembly. Lineage: Eukaryota; Viridiplantae; Streptophyta; Marchantiopsida; Marchantiales; Marchantiaceae.